AUGUCUGUUAUAGUAACUAGAUCCUGCGAUAUAAUUCGCCAUGACGCAAACCAUGAGGCUAUCGUCGACAUAAAACGAAAGAAAGUUCCCCGAUUAGGACCAUUUUUAUUAUUAAAGACACUAGGUGUAGGCGAGUUUGGUAAAGUAAAGAUGGGAAAACAUAUAGAAACAGAUCAAAAGGUAGCUGUCAAACUUGUAAGAAAAGACCAUAUUGAUUCCUCGAGCCAAUUAGAAAAGAUACGCAUGGAAAUUGAAAUAUUAAGAACUUUGAAUCAUCCAUACAUAGUCAAGUUAUUAACUGUAAAUGAGACUGAUGCUUGCAUAGGCAUAGUUUUGGAAUACGCUGAAGGUGGCGAAUUAUUUGAGUAUAUUUAUAGACAAAAGUAUCUGCAGGAAGCUGAAGCACGUCGACUUUUUGCUCAAUUGAUAAGCAGUAUUUACUACAUGCAUGAGAAGAACAUCGUUCAUCGUGAUUUAAAGCUAGAAAAUAUAUUACUAGAUGCUCAAGGCAAUCUUAUUGUUACAGAUUUCGGAUUUGCCAACCAGUUCUCGCCAAUUACAGGUGAUUUGAUGUCCACAUCUUGUGGUUCUCCUUGCUAUGCCGCCCCUGAACUUGUUAUGACGGGAAAUUUAUACUCGGGAAAAGCAACAGAUAUCUGGUCUAGUGGCGUCAUUCUUUAUGCUAUGCUGUGUGGUUAUCUGCCAUUUGAUGAUGAUAUCAAGAAUCCAAAUGAUAAUGUUGGUCGCCUUUAUCGAUAUAUCAUGGUCAACAAACCCAAAUAUCCCCAUCGUCUAUCUGAUGACGCCAAGGAUAUAAUUGGAAAAAUGCUCGUGCCAGAUCCAAGCAAGCGAUCUAAAAUUGAAGAAAUCAUGGCACAUCCUUGGUUAUACGAAUACGCCGAUCUAUUCUCUAAAUCAAUAGAAGAGCUCGAAAUGGAAGCCCAGUUGGUCAAGCAAAUGCUCUUGAGACAUACCUUGUCUCCUGAACCUAGUUGUGGCAAUAGCGAAUACUGCUCAAGUUGCUGCGAGAGUAGAGUAUCUAACAUUAGCUCUUCAUCUUCUUCUCUUGCGUCGUCCUCUUACUCAUAUAAAGCUAAAAAUGAAAUUGACAUUGGAACCAUUCAAGAACCUACAGAAAAAGUCAAUAUUGAAGAUCCUAUAAAAGAUGAUCUGCAGGAGGAAGAGCAGCUAUCACAGCAGCAAAAAGACCAAGUUAUAGACAACAGCGAUGAUGAUCUUGUUAUAUCUCAGACAUCGAGCAAAAAGGAGCACGAGCCUAUAGAAAUAGUAGAAGAAUACCAAAUAAAGCAAGAAGAUGAGAUAGAAGAUGAAAUAAUACCGAUAGCUCCAAUUCGUCAUGAUAACAGCUCAGUACAUGCGACACAAGUACUUCCCACAAACGAUCAAACAGGAGUAACAGCACCUCAUGUAGAAUCUGAGGAUUCAAAAAUACAGAAACAAUCGUCACUAAAUAAAACAAGCAACACCAAUGUCAAAUCAAGCGUACAAAAAGAGCGAACAAACAAUAAACCAAAUCCAGGAAAUACUUCGCUUAGAGCAAAAAUUUUCUCAAGUGUACGUAUCCGUCCUCAAAAGCAGUCGAAAGCCACCAAGCAAGACAAGGGAAGCGACGUGAAUAAAGAAAAGACGAUCAAACAAAAGAACAAGCGAAAUUCAUGGCAAGCGCUUAUGCAUCACGGUCAUUCUUUUGAGGUUCCUGCACCAACCCCACAACAAACAAAAAGCACUGGCUUCAUAUCUUGGUUGAAGAAUAAGGCUCAUCAUAAGAACAAACACUGCGAUGCUUCAAGAGAUGUGAGUUCCUCACUGAUACCUAAUUACUCAGGCUCUUUCUCUAGCAAGAGCGUCACACCGUCUACUUUUACAGAUCUAAGAGUAUAUACAGGCGCAUUGAAUCAAUUAGCACUUACCUCCAAAUCACCAAUGGAGGCGUUGCUAGAGAUUACAAAAAUAUUGGUAAUCUUGGGUAUUGACGUAGAAAAUGACGGGGGUUACAAGUUGAUAUGCACCAGACGAGCAUCAAGUAGUGCAGCCAUUUAUGGUCACUCAGAGAUUGAUUCAGGAGAACAAGUCCAAUUUGUCAUCGAAAUAUGUAGCCUUAAAGAUGUAUUUGGUCUGUUUUGUAUAGAUAUCCAGCCUUUGAAUAGCGAUAAUGUGUAUCAAUUUAUUGGACAAAAGUUAUUAGACCUAUUGCAUCUGGGAGGAACUAUAAAGGGCGCAGGAUAUCAUGAAGCUAUCCUUCAAUACAAUGCCUCCAGUUCCAAAUGA
This is a messenger RNA of Rhizopus microsporus ATCC 52813, 2289 nucleotides long. Its product is annotated as Pkinase-domain-containing protein. Bases 1 to 2289 code for a protein of 762 amino acids. Lineage: Eukaryota; Fungi; Mucoromycota; Mucoromycetes; Mucorales; Rhizopodaceae. Gene Ontology annotation, biological process: protein phosphorylation; microtubule cytoskeleton organization; intracellular signal transduction. Gene Ontology annotation, cellular component: cytoplasm. Gene Ontology annotation, molecular function: ATP binding; protein serine/threonine kinase activity; tau-protein kinase activity. The transcript is spliced from 7 exons. The record is from RefSeq and is a predicted model, not a curated record.